Messenger RNA from Phanerochaete carnosa HHB-10118-sp, 600 nucleotides. RefSeq lists its product as uncharacterized. NCBI's taxonomy places the organism in Eukaryota, Fungi, Basidiomycota, Agaricomycetes, Polyporales, Phanerochaetaceae. The record is from RefSeq and is a predicted model, not a curated record. The coding region runs from base 1 to 600 and encodes 199 amino acids. The transcript is spliced from 7 exons.
AUGGAGGGCAUUCCUGACGAGUCUGCGAUUUCCAAGGCUGCGGAACUCACCGUACUUGAUUUGACUGGACAGAAUGUUAAGUUCGGCGAUUUGUUUGAGGACAAGAAAAUUGUCGUGAUUUUCAUCCGUCAUUUUUUCUGUGGCAAUUGCCAGGCCUACGUGUCUCAGCUGGCGGCGGUGGAGCAGGAAGCUUUUGACAAGGCCGGUGUUUCGCUUUUGAUUAUAGGCUGCGGCGACUAUCAGCCCAUAAAGAACUACGCCGACAACACCGGCUUCCGGGGCCCCAUCUACGCUGACCCUACUCGCGCGUUGUACCACCACUUCGGACUCAUCGAGAACCUCAACACGACGCCCGCAGACGAGGAAAAGAAGAGUUACCUCGCAGGCCAAAGCAGGAUUGGCAACGCUCUGGGCAGUAUUUGGAGAGGUCCUCUCAAGAACCCUCACCACAUGGGCAAACAGGGCAACAUCUCCCAGCUUGGGGGCGAAUUCAUCUUUGGCCCCGGCAACCGAUGUUCCUAUGCCUCUCGCAUGAAACACACCGAGGAUCAUGUCGAAGUGGCCGAGCUCAUGAAGGAGGCUGGAGUGGAAUAUCAUUGA